AUGGUCGCUUUUUCGAGGUACUGCGCUGCGCUGACGCUGCUGGGAUGUGGUGCAAUGGCGAGCCGAGCACUCACGAAGCGUAACGACACGGAGAGCUACGCGAAAAACCUGUUGCACGAGUCCAUGGAUUGGAUGGACAUGUACUACGAUCCGGAACGGGGUUAUUUGUUCAGUCUCGCAUCGGCGGCACUAGUCCACGAGACAAGAUCAAGCGCAUGGUACGCUGCGGGCCUCUUGGCCAGGAACGAAGCGGACGACGCCGAGCAAGCGGUGCGCAUCGUUACCAAUAUCAUUGGGGCCCAGUUCAAGAACGAAAGCCUGCAGUGGUACGGUGACUACCAAAAGUACCCUGAGGAGCCGACAGUCGGCACUGCACAGUACCCGAAGAACAUCUACAACUCUUGGGAUCCCAAUUGGCGCGGAUUCGUGGGUACUACAUUCGUCCUUAUGCUCGAAGAGUUCCCGCACCUCAUUCCACAAGAGACGCAAAACUACAUGAUCGAGAGCCUGGUCAACACUACCAUUGGAGACAGCUACCGCGUGGGCGGUGUCGACGAUGACAAUCUGUACCCUGCGUACAGCAACCCCUCGAUCAUGCGAGCUUUCGUGUCUGGUUGGGUCGGCCGCAGAACAAACGAGUCGAACAUGACCACUGCCGGCGAGACGUACGCACAAGAAGUCGUUGACCUAUUUAAGCGUGACAACACUCUCUCUGAGUUCAACUCGGGUACCUAUGCCGGUGUGUCGUUGUAUGCUCUUACUCUCUGGGCAAAGUACAUGCCUCAAGACAGUGUCAUGGGUCAGUACGGCCCCGAGAUGAUCAAGUACACAUGGGCCUCCCUCGGAGAACUUUACAAUGCCAACUUGAGAAACGUUGCGGGGCCCUGGGAUCGCAGCUAUGGCUAUGAUAUGAACAAGUAUCUCAGUAUUCUCGCACUGCAAAUGUGGACUCUGGUCGGCAAGGACAAGGCACCCGUAAACGCGAAGCCGUGGGCCAUGGGCCACAAGGACGACUUCGCCAUCUCUCCUCUCAUCGCGAUUCUUGCGCCCUUCCACAACACACUCAUCUCCAACACCACUCUGUCCGCGCUCACAACCUUCCCUGGCACUCACACCGUCAAAACAUCUGCCUUCUCUCCGCCAUUCGACAACUACCCACGCAACAUCACUGCCUGGAUUAGCGACAACAUGACAAUCGGCGCUGAGAGCUUCUCCGAGAACGUCAUCGGCGGUCCAGCCAAGAGCUCCUCUUCCUUCAACCCAGCGGUCGUGCAAUGGGGUAGGAAAGACGGCAGCGUGGGCUGGCUCACCCUGUACGCCCAGGUGUAUGCUUUGGAUGCCGCAACUGGCGAAAACUACCUUGACUUGAGCUAUCCGCGGGGUAACUCCAGCAACGGCUUCUCAUUCUUGGUUGGCACGAACAGCUGGGAUGGCAAGCGCGAUGUUGCGUCGUGGGCAGAUGUGGAGGGUAUUAAGGUCAAUGUCACUGGUACGGUCGACCAGAAUUUCACGGUUACGUUCAAUGGUGCGAAUGGUGGCGCGGGAGAUCCUGUUAACGAGUUCGAGUUUUGGAACUUCACGUACCUGAUGCCGGGGGGAAGUAAGGCGGUGCCGCAGGUGAGACUGGAGUUUGAGCUGGAGUAUUAG
This is a messenger RNA of Didymella exigua CBS 183.55, 1647 nucleotides long. RefSeq lists its product as uncharacterized. Lineage: Eukaryota; Fungi; Ascomycota; Dothideomycetes; Pleosporales; Didymellaceae. The transcript has 3 exons. The coding region runs from base 1 to 1647 and encodes 548 amino acids. The record is from RefSeq and is a predicted model, not a curated record.